AUGAUAGCACCAGUUCUGAAGCUUGCUUUCUCACUUGCACCAGCCAGUGGCACACUCACGUGGCAAGCCAACGCUUCUUCAAAGGCAAAAGCAUGGACCAAAGCAUCUCAGAUGGCGCAGCUUGGCUACACGGAUUUUAUGAACGUCGAAAAGAUCUCGCAACGCUGGUUGACCAACAAAACUAUGAAAGCAAUUCGAACUCACAAAUCCAAGAAGCGUCAGCAAAUGGUGUUCAAAAGGACUGCAUAG
Fusarium venenatum is the source of this 249-nucleotide messenger RNA. The record is from RefSeq and is a predicted model, not a curated record. Lineage: Eukaryota; Fungi; Ascomycota; Sordariomycetes; Hypocreales; Nectriaceae.